CCGCGAGACAGAACGAGAACUUCUGCACAGCAACAAAUACAAAUCAACCCCAAGCUUUAGCGUAUAGGGGGUCACCCUGGCAACAUGGAUGUGUCCAAUCACAGUCUCGCCCUUUUGCAGCAGCUGAACAUUCAGCGAGAGUUUGGCUUCCUUUGUGACUGCACAGUGGCGAUAGGCAACGUUUACUUCAAGGCACACCGCGCUGUGCUGGCUGCUUUCUCCAACUACUUUAAGAUGAUAUUUAUUCAUCAGACUAGCGAAUGCAUUAAAAUACAACCUACCGAUAUACAGCCAGAUGUAUUCAGUUACCUGCUCCACAUCAUGUACACGGGAAUGGGCCCGAAGCAGCAAGUCGACCAGAGCCGCUUACAGGAAGGGAUUCAAUUCCUUCACGCCUUUCCGCUUUAUCGUAACAUAAGCACAGCAAACCAGGAGGCUGUUUUGGAUGCUGUAAAAAUGUCAAACCUCUACGGGAUCCAGAUAUCGUCGCAGAUGACAGCCAAAGUAACCCUGGGGCUGAAGGACAGUCAGUUGAGGGGCUUGGAGGUAGAGAGAUCUAGCGCUCCAGUUGAACACUCACAGAUCCAGCUGCCCCUCGCUGUUGGGCUGGAGGAAGCCUCUUCCGACUUGCAGCUGCCUAACGUCCAUGGCCCUGCUUCUGCAACCUCCAGAGAGGAAACAGAAGUCUCAAACAUCUCUGUGACAAUAAAGCAGGAAAAGGUGGAGCCUGAGUUGGCCAAUGAACACCAAACCAGUUCUCCCUAUAGUCAGGAAAAUCAAAGCCCCUGUCUCUUUAAAGGCGGUCUAAAACCGUUGUUUUGUCACUAUUGCGGAAAGCGAUGCAGUUCCCGUAGCAGCCUGUGGGAACACCUCCAUAUGCACACGACCGGCUCGCUUCCUUUGGAAGUGCCGGGAGCCAUUUCUGAAAAUAACCUGGGGGUGGUGCAGAAAAUGAGCGAGGACUUUGACAGGCUGGAAGAUCGUCCACUCCAGAGUUACCUUGCCAGCAAGAACCCUCUUCUGCUUGAGCCGGCAGACGCCGGCAGUGUAGGGGAGGCAAUGCGCCACAGUCAGUCCCUGGCAUUAUCUUCAGAGGAACUGGCAGCAGAACUAAAAAGCAGCAGUCCAUACUCCCGUAAACGUAAGAUUGCUUGUGCGAUCUGUAACCUUAGGUUUGCGCAAAAGAGCCAAUUGCAGGAACACAUGUACACCCAUACCGGUAAACAUUCCCUCUGUCACAGGUACAACAGAUUUUCCAGUCAGCUGAUUCAAGCAUCGCAUCAGUACUGUGAAAACCAGGCUGAAUGUACAGUAGAAGAAACUACUAGGGACACUCAAGACAACCUCAGUUCUUGCUAUUCUUUAGACUCUGAGGUUUCUCAAGAAAGUAUCGAUACUGUUCUCGUAGAUUAAACCCAAUCCUGGGACCUUGUCUUAGAUGGUAUGUUUUGAUUAGUCUUCUUUUGCCAAUGCAUCUUUUUUUUUUUUUUUUUUUUUGCUUCCCGUUGUGUGUCUCUAAUGAAGCUCUUCAUUUUAUGUGUCAUCUAUCUGUGAAGCUGCUCUGUUGGUUCUAGUGUCUGUGAAGCUAUUUGUAUAUUAAUAGACUCUUCCGAAUUGGAAAGGAAAAAAUUGGUGUAACAGAAUUAGAAAUGACAAGAGUCUCUUUAGUUUCUUAAGCUUUACUGCAGCUACAUGUUACAUUUCCCCUCUGAAGUCACCAGGGAUCAAUGCAUACUGUAAUGUAAAAUCCACCAUGAAAUGAAUGAAAUAAUUACAGAAUUGCAUCAGUUUUAGAUCGUCUGCUUUCCUCUUAUUCUAUCUCAAGUGGACCAAAUUCAAGGGAGGUGUUUCCUCUAAUUGUUGUUGAUGGUACAAAUGGUUGCAGGGUAGGUGCUGUGUGCAUGCAUAAGAAGAUCAGCUCCACUUGCUCAUAACAUGUCUACAGCUGGCAAAAAUUAUCAUUUUGAUUUCUCCAUGCGAGAGAGAAAAUGAAAUAAAAUCAAAACAUUUCAGACUGUAACCUUAAAAAAGUUUUGU
This is a messenger RNA of Polyodon spathula (Mississippi paddlefish), 2037 nucleotides long. RefSeq names its product zinc finger and BTB domain containing 25 (gene zbtb25). Bases 85 to 1413 code for a protein of 442 amino acids. The record is from RefSeq and is a predicted model, not a curated record. The transcript has 3 exons. Gene Ontology annotation, biological process: regulation of transcription by RNA polymerase II. Gene Ontology annotation, molecular function: RNA polymerase II cis-regulatory region sequence-specific DNA binding; DNA-binding transcription factor activity, RNA polymerase II-specific; protein binding. Lineage: Eukaryota; Metazoa; Chordata; Actinopteri; Acipenseriformes; Polyodontidae. Gene Ontology annotation, cellular component: nucleus.